CCCAGCAGCUCCACUCUGCAGAGCGCCCUGGGGUCCCUGAAAUCCGAAACCCCGGCGCAGAACCGGCGGAAACCAGAGCAAAACCCUUGAACUUUUCUGGACAAUUGCUUCCGGGCGUUUCAAGGGAGUCAGGGGACCGGACGGGAGCCCCGGCUGCGAAUGGCGAGCCCCUGAGGUCCUGUGGACACCAGAGAGGCCAGCGCUCCGGCUGCAGCAUGGACCGCGCGGGGAGCCUGGGCGCGGGCCUGCGGGGACUCUGCGUGGCUGCGCUCGUGCUCGUGUGCGCCGGACACGGGGGACGUCGCGAGGACGGGGGACCAGCUUGCUAUGGGGGAUUCGACCUCUACUUCAUCCUGGACAAGUCAGGAAGCGUGCUGCACCACUGGAAUGAAAUCUACUACUUUGUGGAGCAGCUGGCUCACAGGUUCAUCAGCCCACAGCUAAGGAUGUCCUUCAUUGUCUUCUCCACCCGAGGGACAACCUUAAUGAAGCUAACUGAGGACAGGGAACAGAUCCGACAAGGCCUAGAAGAACUGCAGAAAGUUCUGCCAGGAGGAGACACUUACAUGCAUGAAGGAUUUGAAAGGGCCAGCGAGCAGAUUUACUAUGAAAACAGUCAAGGAUACAGGACAGCAAGUGUCAUCAUCGCACUGACAGACGGGGAGCUGCAUGAAGAUCUCUUCUUCUACUCAGAGCGGGAGGCUAACAGAUCUCGGGACCUUGGCGCAAUCGUUUACUGUGUUGGUGUGAAGGAUUUCAAUGAAACUCAGUUGGCUCGGAUUGCAGACAGUAAGGACCAUGUGUUUCCUGUGAAUGAUGGCUUCCAGGCCCUUCAAGGCAUAAUCCACUCAAUUUUAAAGAAAUCUUGCAUCGAAAUUCUGGCCGCUGAACCAUCUACCAUAUGCGCAGGAGAGUCUUUUCAAGUGGUCGUAAGAGGAAAUGGCUUCCGGCACGCCCGCAAUGUGGACAGGGUCCUCUGCAGCUUCAAGAUCAAUGACUCGGUCACACUCAAUGAGAAGCCAUUUGCUGUGGAAGACACUUACUUGCUGUGCCCAGCACCCAUCUUAAAAGAAGUUGGCAUGAAAGCUGCACUGCAGGUGAGCAUGAACGAUGGCCUGUCCUUCAUCUCCAGUUCCGUCAUCAUCACCACCACACACUGUUCAGACGGCUCCAUCCUGGCAAUUGCCCUGCUGAUCCUCUUUCUGCUGCUGGCCCUGGCGCUGCUCUGGUGGUUCUGGCCUCUCUGCUGCACAGUGAUCAUCAAGGAGGUCCCACCACCCCCUGUUGAGGAGAGUGAGGAAGAAGAUGAUGAUGGUCUGCCUAAAAAGAAAUGGCCCACGGUAGAUGCCUCUUACUAUGGUGGACGCGGUGUGGGAGGCAUCAAAAGGAUGGAGGUUCGCUGGGGAGAGAAGGGCUCCACGGAGGAAGGGGCUAAGCUGGAAAAGGCAAAGAACGCGAGAGUCAAGAUGCCAGAGCAAGAGUAUGAGUUCCCGGAGCCCCGAAAUCUCAACAACAACAUGCGCCGGCCUUCCUCCCCCCGGAAGUGGUACUCGCCCAUCAAGGGAAAACUCGAUGCCUUGUGGGUUCUGCUAAGGAAGGGGUAUGACCGCGUGUCCGUGAUGAGACCACAGCCGGGAGACACGGGGCGCUGCAUCAACUUUACCAGAGUGAAGAACACUCAGGCCGCCAAGUACCCCCUCAAUAACGCCUACCACCCCAGCUCCCCACCUCCUGCUCCUAUCUACACACCCCCACCCCCUGCUCCCCACUGCCCUCCCCCAGCCCCCAGUGUCUUCCGUUUGACCCUGCAAGGAGAGCACAAGCCCAACACACGCAGGGCUUCCAACUUCAGAAAACUCAAGCAUGAAAGAAUAGACUCGAAACAUGUCAUUCAAACUGUAAAAUGGAAUCCCACCCAGUUCACAGAUAAAUGCCAGUUCCUCGGGCAAUUCUGUGAGCCGAAAAGGGACCUGAGAGGCCUGUUGAGCCACACUGUCACCAAUCUAAAGCUGGACGCUCCGUGA
Messenger RNA from Microtus ochrogaster (prairie vole), 2024 nucleotides. It is a transcript of the gene Antxr1, whose product is annotated as ANTXR cell adhesion molecule 1. The record is from RefSeq and is a predicted model, not a curated record. Gene Ontology annotation, cellular component: cell surface; plasma membrane. Gene Ontology annotation, molecular function: transmembrane signaling receptor activity. NCBI's taxonomy places the organism in Eukaryota, Metazoa, Chordata, Mammalia, Rodentia, Cricetidae.